UUGUCUGCUGCAGACGAGCCUCAGAGACCCAGGUAUCCUGCCCAGAGCCACCCCCAGUGAGGCUGCAGACCUGGAGAAACGGAUUGAUAACAUGGGCACCUCCACCUACCGCCCGCCUGCCCGGACAAUGGAAGUGGUUAUAAACAAAUACCUGGUGAAAUUAAAGUACUGCUAUACCUGCAAAAUGUUCCGACCCCCCAGGACCUCUCACUGCAGCGUCUGUGAUAACUGUGUAGAGCGGUUUGAUCACCACUGCCCCUGGGUAGGCAACUGCGUGGGGAAGCGCAACUAUCGCUACUUCUACGCCUUCAUCCUCUCCCUCUCCUUCCUGACGGCCUUCAUCUUUGCGUGUGUCGUCACUCACCUCACUCUGCGCUCUCAGGGAAGUGGAUUCCUCACCACUCUGAAGGCAACACCAGCGAGCGUGCUGGAGUUGGUGAUAUGUUUUUUCUCAGUCUGGUCUAUUUUGGGCCUCUCAGGUUUUCACACUUACCUAGUCGCCUCCAACCUGACGACGAAUGAAGACAUCAAAGGGUCGUGGUCAAAUAAGAGAGGCUCAGAGUUUGCCAAUCCCUACAGCCAUAAGAGUAUCCUCACCAACUGCUGUGCAGUUUUGUGUGGGCCAUUCCAUCCCAGUUUAAUAGAUAGAAGAGGAUUUAUCCAGCCUGAUGCCGGGACCCUGUCCAGUCCCAAGGGUGAAAUCCCCUCCUUUGGCGCCAAGACCGACACCAGCAUGGUAGGAGGCAUUCCCUAGUGGUGCUGUGAUGUAGUCCAGUGCCUGUCGUGCCAGUGCCUAGCUCCAGUCAGUACCUUCCCGUUAUCAUCUCCCUGACCUCAGGCAAGACAGCCCUGUGGUGCAGAGCUGCCAAAGACUCAGUCAAACCAGGCAUUACCUUUGUAUUUAUUUAUUUUUUGUUUCACUGUGAUAUGGCUUACCUGGAUUUUCAACUGCUACAGCCUGAUGCCGAGCAAGACCUUGGCCUCACCCAGGGAGAGGGGUUCUAACCACAGCUGGGAAGCAAGAAGGGAUGCUUGGGAAACCCCAGCUUCUCAGAACCAUCCAAGUUUGGAGUGUCCGCUCGAGAGAGCUGCCAUCUUUGCUGCGGGGAUUAGCUGAAUGGGCUGCCGUGCCUUGGGGGGGCUGAGGAUGGGUGCUGCAUUCUAGAUUGGGCGUUGGGUUUUGGGGGAGGAUGAAGGCUGAAAGCUAGGUCUCCCUGCUGUGUCUCUACAAAUGCCCUCUGCAUCUCUGCCCCAGGAGUGCGAGGGGCAGCUUCAUGUGUCUGUUCCCAUCUGGGUCUGUGGAAUAUGUAGCGUCCCUUUCCAAGCAGCACUGGUACUUUUCAGAAUUGAAGCUGGCUGGUUGGGAUGACAUUCUCAUUCCCAGGUGCUGGGGAGAGCUCUGAGGGUCCAGACCCAUAUGGGGCAGUGAGCAUAGGCAGGGAAAUAGAUGUGCCAUCCCAGUUGCUGUUCAGUGCUGGCUGUCACCUGGUCACAGAGGAAGGUGCUGACUAACCCUUCCUAGUGUUGUAGCCAUUUCAGCCAGUAAGAAGCCAUGCAAGGAUACAGUCCAGAGAAGCUCCUAGUUUUAACGGUUAAAAACAAAAUAAGCAAAGUAUUUUGUGGGUGUAAUGGGGAGAUGUUGCCCUUAGAUGGUCACCUGUUGGACCUCUGCCCAACACUAGGUGACUAAAGCGUGAGUGGGCUCCAGCGUUGAAGAGGCACAGCUUGCCCAGGUUGGGUUACCCUGAAUGCUGGUGUCAGUUAGCCUGCGCUUGGUUUGGAUUCCUGGCCAGUAGAACAGAGAGUGGGGCCACCUUCUGGCCCUCUGGGAAUGAUUCCUCUGAGUUUGUCUGCUCCAGGGUGGCACCAUACCAGGUGCUUUUGCAUACCAGGUCUUCA
Chelonoidis abingdonii (Abingdon island giant tortoise) is the source of this 1899-nucleotide messenger RNA. NCBI's taxonomy places the organism in Eukaryota, Metazoa, Chordata, Testudines, Testudinidae. The record is from RefSeq and is a predicted model, not a curated record.